This is a messenger RNA of Syngnathus typhle (broad-nosed pipefish), 5457 nucleotides long. Its product is annotated as E3 ubiquitin-protein ligase TRIM35-like. Bases 193 to 1608 code for a protein of 471 amino acids. Gene Ontology annotation, molecular function: zinc ion binding. NCBI's taxonomy places the organism in Eukaryota, Metazoa, Chordata, Actinopteri, Syngnathiformes, Syngnathidae. The record is from RefSeq and is a predicted model, not a curated record. The transcript has 2 exons.
CCAGUUUUGUAAUGUGGUGCGACAAGUUUGUUGAGGUUUUCAGCUGAGCCGAGGUGAGCUCUUGUGGUUUUCCUUCACUUCCUGCACAUCAAGCGCAAAGCAGCAAUAAUAUUGACGUGUUUUUUGCUGCGAGGAAGUCUAAAAACACAAUCAGGAAGUGCUCUUAGAUGCCUUCACUUGUGAGGCGGAUUAAUGCACUGUAGCUCGCCUGAGAGUGCGUUGGUUGCUUGUAAAGUGAGACCCACAAAGACCAUGACUAACCGAGUUGAGGAACAUCUCCAAUGUCCAUCCUGUUCGGACAUCCAUGAAGAUCCCGUCAUGCUGCCGUGUAGUCACAGCUUCUGUCGUGCGUGUGUGCAGCAGUGGUGGGAGCAGAAAGAAGAGCGAACGUGUCCACUCUGUAGAAAAAGGUGUAAUUUGAUGGAUCUACGUCCAAAUUUGUAUGAGGCCUUUUCACAAGCUUCAGUGGAGUCCGAGUACAUUUGCAGCUUACAAAAGGAGAAACUGAAACUUUUCUGUUUGGACCACCAAGAGCUUGUGUGCCCCAUCUGCAGAGAUGCUGAAAUUCAUACUGGCCAUGAGUUCAGUCUCCUUGAAGAAAUUGUCACAGGUAACAAAGAGAAAGUCCAGGAAAUCCUGCAGGAUGCAAAGAAAAGACUGGAAGAAUACAAUGAGAUAAUGGAUGAGUGUAAUGAACAGGGGACAUACAUCAAGGUCCAGAGGCAGCAGGUGGAACGCAAGAUUAAGAAGGAUUUUGAGGAGCUUUGUCACCUACUGCAGGUGGAGAAGGAGGCCAGGUUGUCUGUUGAGAGGGAGGAAGAGCAGGAGAAGAGUUGCAGGAUGAAGAAGAAGAUUGAGGCUCUCAGCAAAGAAAGAGACGCUCUCUCAGAUGCCAUCAGAAGCACAGAGGAGCAGGUGACAUCUGACCCUGUUUCCUUCAUAAAGAACUUCCAGACUGCAAUGACCAGAAUUCAGAAGCUCCCCGAGAAGCCCGAGCUGUUCCCAGGAACUCUUCUGGACAAAGCCAAACAUGUGGGCAACCUCAAGUUCGCAGUGUGGGAACGAAUGAAAGAGAUGGUCUUCUACAGUCCUGUCAUUUUGGACCCAAACACUGCCGGGCCAAGACUCACUCUGUCUGAAGAUCUGACCAGUGUGAGUUGUCAAGAAGGACAGCAACGUCCAAACAAUCCAGAGCGGUUGACCUGGUAUUGUGUGCUCGGUUCUGUUUUGGGCUUUGGAACACACACCUGGGAUGUGGAGGUGGGGCACAACAGAGACUGGAGAGUGGGGGUGAUGUGGGGGGACCCUUGUGUGCCUUACAGGAAAGAAUGCAGCAUUGAAAUUCUUGAUGGUACCUACAGGAAGUUUGGUGCCCAAUCUGAAUCCUUCUUUUCGUCAGUGAAGCCGCAGAGGAUCCGAGUUCAAUUAAAAAUGAAUGAAAGAUCAGUUUCAUUCUCUGAAUCCAGUAAAAACACUCAAUUGUGGAAAUCAUAUCCUUCCAAUUGGCUAUGUUUGUCCGACAACAUACACAUUUUUCCUUUCUUUAGGACAGUUGAUAAAAUUCCUCUGCAAAUAAUUCCACUUGACCCUCGGGUUACGACUCAGUAAAUGAUUUUGGGGAUGUUAUGGUCACGGGUACGGAGUGUGGAAAUGGCGCAGAGCGACCAAGUGCAGCUUGGACCAGGGUUUAUUGACGAACACAAACUAACAUAACUCACUAACAAAACCAACAACAGGACUGACCGAGACGUGAAACAAAAAGACAGGGUGACUGUCAGGUUUUAUUCACUGACUGAAUAACUGUUAAGAGAAAAGCAUCAGCAGACAAACCACAAGUGAGACAGAAUAUUGAGUCUUAGCUUGCGCAAGGAGUGCAGUACAGACAGCUUACAAUGACCGAACUACACUAAUGUCUGUCUGCAUCCUUGCUCUUUUUAUUUGGACUUGCCCUACCCACAAAGUGAAACAGAAGCCACUAAGGGAAAAAAGGGGAAGCGCGAAGGCUCUGCUUCGUAAACGUAAAAAACGGCAGGUGAUAUACUUAUAUGGCGAUAUAGGAAGAGGCAUUAAGAGUUCAGCAAGUUCAGCAACCACUUGGGCAGGAAACCAGGGGCGCUCUUAGCGCUCGGUCUGUCGAGAGUGUGAGCCACUCGACCAAGAAAGAUGAUUGAUAGACACAAUGCCGUUGCAGGGCAUGGUUUUCUCUGCAGCUGCAUCCCGCCGACCCAGAUGUAACCUCACACCUUUUCUGUGGUAAAACAUAAGAACAGCAAAGCAGAGCAGCAAGCACAUAUUCGCAGUAAUAUUGCGGUAAAGCAUUCGUUGUAAUAUUGAAAUAAAGAAAUAAAAAGCGAACGCAUGAUAACAUAUAUAUACAUUUUUCCAACAGUGACAUUACCAAAAACAGGAACCAAAAAGACAUCAUGACAUUAACACACAUCAUCAUCAAUGAUCCGACAGGGAGUGACACACAGACAGAGGCAGAGUAACAAGAGGCAGGUGAGAAUGAUCACACUAAUCAUGGGCACACAAGAGGGGAGGGGCGAGCACACAGACAGAAACCACGGACAUGAGCACACAGGAGGGUAGGGGCGAGCACACAGACAUGAUUGGGGACGAGUCGUGACAGAACCCCCCCCCCCCCCCCACGACGGCACGCGGGGGGGCAGCGCACCAGUCCAGACGACCCUACUGGUCCUUGAAAUAGCCUGAACUGUGCACGGCGGCGACUGGGGAAACAACCGCACUCGGCGGCGACUUGGGGGACAGAACUGCACUCAGCGGCGUUCAGGAGCCCAGGGCCACACUCGCGGCACACACUGGGGACCUGAACCGCAAUCGGCAGCAACUUGGGGGACAGAACUGCACUCUGCGGCGUUCAGGAGCCCAGGGCCACAAUCGCGGCACGCACUGGGGACCUGAACCACAAUCUGCAGAAACUUGGGGGACAGAACCGCACUCGGGAGGCAACUUGGGGCACAUAACCGCACUCGGGCGGCAACUUGGGGCACAGAACCGCACUCGGGCGGCAACUUGGGGCACAGAACCGCACUCGGGCGGCAACUUGGGGGACAGAACCACACUCGGGCGGCAACUUGGGGAACCGAACCGCACUCGGGCGACAACUUGGGGAACCGAACCGCACUCGGGCGGCAACUUGGGGAACCGAACCGCACUCGGGCGGCAACUUAGGGAACCGAACCGCACUCGGCCGGCAACUUGGGGAACCGAACCGCAAUCGGGCGGCAUAAAAAGUAAUCGCCGCAAUCGGCGGCAUUUGAAAGUCCAGACCGCGAUCAGCGGCAUUCGGAAGGUGGAGCUGUGGCGGCAGCAAGAACCACCACGUGCCGCAGCAGUGGGAGCAGGGUCUGUGACAAUCGCGGGUCCGGCAUUGUUGCACUCCGAUGGCGGCCACGGGUCUGGCGUCGCGGCAGCGUAGUCCGAUGAUUGCCGCGGAGCUGAUGGAGCCGGGACGCACUCCGAUGGGCGGCCGCGGGUCCCGCGUUGCGGCAGCGAAGUCCGAUGACCGCCGCGGAGCCGAUGGCGCCGGGACGCACUCCGAUGGCGGCCGCGAGUCCGGCGUCGCUGGAGCAAAGUCCCGAUGGCGGCCGUGGAGCCGGUGUCGCUGGAGCGAAGUCCGCUGGCGACAGCGGAGCCGAUCGCGCUGGAACAUGCUCGGACGACGAAUGUGGCUCGGGCGUCGCAGACGGGAGCUGGUGGUGGAGGAAGGUCCAAGCGCUGGUCGCUGUAGUGGUCGGAUCAUUCUGUCACGAUUCGGGAGUGUGGAAAUGGAGCAGGGCGACCAAGCGCAGCUUGGACCAGGGUUUAUUGACACAAACUCAAAAGACUCGGCAAACUGACAUGACUUACUAACAAAACCCACAGGACUGACCGUAAAAGACGUGGAACAAAAAGACAGGGUGACAUUACCAAAGACAGGAACAGGAACCAAACAGACAUGACAGUAACACAUGCAAUGAUCCGACGGUGAGUGAGGGGCAGACAGGACUUAAAUACAAAACACGAAACACGAGGCAGGUGACCGUGGUUACAUUGAUUGAGGUGACACAGGAAGGGAGGGGCGACGCGAACAGAAACUAUGGCAACCUAGACACAUAGCAAAACUGGGGACGAGACAUGACAGACAAGACCUCUUUACCACCCACUGCUCCCCUGGAUAUGACACGUCUUGAUAAUAGUCUUUUUUUUUCAAAUGUAUUUAGAUGAAGGAAAAACGCUGUGUCUUUUCAAAUGCCAUUUGAUUGAAAUCUUCCCUCAGAGAAAUCUGCCUGGGCAUAUUUCCACUGAGACCCCCCACAGCCAUCCUAUGCCUGGAAGGGCAUCCCCACCCUUACACACCCUCAAGACACCGCCACCUUUCAACUUUGGCUGCCACAGACUUCAUACCUUCAGACUACUGUUUCUAACUAACAAGUCUCAAAUGGCAUCACAUGGGCAAACUUUUCUCAACAUCCCCUUAUCUUAACUACCGGGAGGCAAAGAAAAACUCACAAUACCCCAACUGGGCAAAAAUGAGAAACCUUGAAAAGAGACCACAGAUAGGAGAAUCCCCCUUCCAGGAUGACCAGGCUGCAAUGGAUGCAUAGAUGGCAACAUUGAACAUAUAAUGUAAAACAAUCCACAGAAAAAGUGGAUGUCCAUUGUUGAAUUUUGUCCACAGUUUAGGGAGCGCCUCACGGCAAAAGCCAUUGCCAAUCACCUAUUAUCCAAUUUACUCACUGCGUGGUCGUUUGAUUUCUUCAGAUUUAGGAAAAUGCUAAGACACUGAAGCAGAAAUUAGACUUACACAGGUUGGUUGAGUUCAAUCACAAUUCUUGUUAAGAAAGCUCUGUUUUCAGGAAAGUACAAUACAGCGCUGGGCCUUUCGUGCGACCAUGCUCAAGAGCAGAAAGUCUCCAUUCCAAAAAGGCAACGUUCAAGGUUCUUUGGUCAGCUUAUAUUCAGUUGCACAUGCCGGUGUGGGCCGAGUUUGAUGGGUGAUGAGUCUUUGGGAUGGGGCAAAUUCGCAGGAGAUUUUGAUUCCAUGGGAGUGGGUGCUGGUUCGGUGAGAGCUGGUUUCGUGGGGAUGGGUGCUGAUUAUGGGCGAUUCGGUGUGUGGGGGGGCUGUUGUCUUCCAUCCCGUCUUUCGGCCUUGGCGAUAAUCUUUGGCCGGGUUCUUGGCUGUCUCCCUCUGGCACCUGCUGGUUUUAUCUCCAAGUGAUUUUCCUGUAAACAUUCUGCUCCAUUCUUGCACAUACACUGUCGCACCUCAUCCAUUCGUCAUUCUUUCAAUUUUGUCAUUUUGUACGGAAUUAUGUGAGCUUUUGGCUGUGACAUCAUCAAUUUAUUAAUGUUCCCUGACUAUGCAAAGUUUGUACUCACCACUUACCAUGUUUUUGUUUGUUUGUUCUUUUGAUACUCCAUGUACUUGCUUACGUCAUCAUAUUCUUAGUUUAA